CGCGUACACACGCCGACGUAGUCGGCGAGGCGACAAGUAGGGGAACUCGGCGGCCUAGUGCGACCUCGGCGGCUGGCGUGCGCGCGGGCGGAGGAGAAUUAUGAACCAGCGACGUUUCCUAGCGUGCCGUCAUUGUCAUUAUCAUCACCAUCGCCGUGGUCAUCGUCCCGCGAUCGCCGGCUGCUCCGCCACGAUUGAAGACUUUUGACACGAGUGCACCGACCGUCGCGCGAAUCGUCGUCGUCGUCGUCUUCGUUGCCAUCGUCAUCGCCGUCGUCGUCGCAGACGAGGGCACACUAAAGCCGCGCGGCUGAGUCCCGAUCGGCAAUCCCGAUCGCGAUCGAGAGAACUGUUUCCAGCUUGCGGGCCGGAAUGAACGGCUUCAGCACCGGCGAGGAGGACUCGAGGGGCGCGGCGGAUCAGAUCUGCUGCCUCGUCGACGAGGGUGAACGGUGCUCCCGUCCGGCCGGCAACGCGUCCUACAGCAAGCGCAUUCAGAAGACCGUCACACAACGGCGACUCAAGCUCAAUCUGGAUCACAUGGCACGGCACAUAUACAUCUGUGAUUAUCACAAGCAAGUGAUUCAAUGUGCGAGAACUAAGCAGCAACAACAGCGAAGGCGCAAGGAUUCUGAAGAGGACUCGGGUGAAACUGACAACGACCUCCCAGAAGUCGACCUCUACCAACUGCAAGUCGGCACUUUGAGGCGGUACAAGAGGCACUACAAGGUUUCUACCCGACCAGGUCUUAACAAGGCUCAGUUAGCAGAUACUCUCAUGAAGCAUUUCAAGACCAUCCCUGUCGUGGAGAAGGAAGCUCUGAGUUUUUUCAUCUAUACAGUUAAGACCAAUGCGAAUAAGUUAGACCAAAAGAAUGGUUUAAGUAGUAGCGACACGACGUAACAUUGUGUAGCAACAGUGUGUAAUAUUAAUCUAACGUAAUUUAAUAUUAAUUUUUAAUUGUUAUAUGUAUUAUAUGUUAGUAAGUGUAU
Wasmannia auropunctata (little fire ant) is the source of this 992-nucleotide messenger RNA. RefSeq names its product histone deacetylase complex subunit SAP30 homolog (gene Sap30). The record is from RefSeq and is a predicted model, not a curated record. Gene Ontology annotation, biological process: regulation of DNA-templated transcription. The coding region runs from base 373 to 903 and encodes 176 amino acids. Lineage: Eukaryota; Metazoa; Arthropoda; Insecta; Hymenoptera; Formicidae. Gene Ontology annotation, cellular component: histone deacetylase complex. The transcript has 3 exons. Gene Ontology annotation, molecular function: protein binding; transcription coregulator activity.